AUGUUACCGCAGCUACCACACGACCCGGCUGUUGUUGCUGUUUCCGUCAAUGGCGCAACAACAGCUCAACAUGUGACAGUACCGAGCGCUUCGGCGAGGGCAGCAGAGGAAGAAAAGGAGAAAGGCCCCCCGUCGGCGCUCGUUCAGCUUUCUCGCACCGUUCUAUCUCUUAAGUGUCUGCACAGCUAUGACACAAGCGUUAGUCAUAUUCUGUGUCAGGUUUCGUUUGUGGCACUCUACCGCUUGGAUGUCUCCCGCAAAGUUUGGAACAAAAUGGAUGUCGUGGGGGGCCUCCACCUGACGCAACGCCGCGUUCCCGUGGGAGCUCCUCAGCCUCCACCCCGCCCAGGGGCCCCUUCUUGGGGCUGUCUAGUCCUCCCUAAUCAUGAGCAGCCCAUUUCUGGGGAGAUGUAUCUUCGGUUUGGAGGAGACAAGGCCGGCCACCCCAAAAGCUCUUUACUUGAUACACUUGGAACAGCAGCAGCAGGGGUCGCAGGAGGAGCAGCAAAGUAUCGCAUGUUUAUCAUCAACCAAUGUAGGGAAGAGAUAUUUUUUCAGGACAUCUUUCCAGGGCCCAACUUCAUUGUGGAGAGCGGACCCAGCCAUGUUUUCUACAAGAUACCUGAGGGAAGAGAGGACCAGUAUGCAGUGUAUGGACUGUGGAUGCAUAGCGACGAAGAGCGCCUGCGCUUGGAAGCAGCGUUGCAUGAGGUACUGCAGUCCGAGGGCGCAGAAACGCAGACCGGCAAUAAAACUAAAGGGCAUUUGGCUACCCAAGGUCUGGCUUUAUUCCCGGGGAUGCCACAGCAGCAGCAGCAGCUCCAAAUGAUGAAAGAGCAUGAGCGAAUGGCGCAGCAGAAGCUGGCAAGCAGGGUUGCUUUUGAGGAAACAGAACGCAAGGGGAGAAAGGCAGAAAGGUCUUCCGAGGCAGCCGCUGGGGGCAUUCCUGCUAAGUCAUCUUCUACAGCCGCAGAUUCUGCACCAGAAGCGACAUCCGGCGCAACUCCAGCAACGCAGAACGCACCUGUAGCUGUAGAAGCCAGCGCAGUAGUACCUUCGAGAGGAAGAAGCGUUCAAUCGACUCCCGUGAAGUCUAGCGAGGCCAUCAUUGCUAUGCUACUGCAACAACAACAGCACGAGCCAGUGCAGCAAGAACACCAGCACGUACAGCUGGAGCGACCGUUGGGAGACCAGCGGAGUCCACAGGGGCAGGCAAAGCAGCUGCAGCAGCAAAAGCAACAGCAGCAGGAGCCAAAACAGAAGGGAAGAAGGAUACAGGAUCCAAUUUUUAUUCCUUCUUCUGGUGCUGCCGAUCCUGGCAUUUUCCCUGUGCAGGUUGAGGCAGAGCCAGCGACUGGCACCCACGCUGCAGUGCCUGCAAACGACCCUGCAGCGAGAGUGCCCUUGGUGCCAGCUGCUCCCAGCGUUGUGCACACCUAUCCAAAGCAGACAUCUCAGGUGUCUCUUUUGCAGAUGCUCAAACGUGAAGUUCCGGGAGCCACGCCAGCAGCAGGCGGAAAAGGAACAAAGUCGCCACCAACAGCCACCCCAGUUGCAGUUUCAGCACCAGCAACUACAGCCUCGAUGACAGCAGCACCAGAAGACGAUGUCCUCGUAGUUACGCGUGCUGACCUAAAGUCUGCGAUUGCUGCUGCUCUUCAUACCGACGAAUUUCAACAGCUAGUGUGGCAGGAAUUGUGGCAACAAAGAAAUCAGCAUCAGCCGCAACAAGAACAACAAAAACGACAGCAUAAUCAGCAGAGUCAACUGAGAAAUAACCGCAGUCGGAAGAAGGAGGGCAGCUCUUCGUGCCCGUGA
Messenger RNA from Cyclospora cayetanensis, 1818 nucleotides. RefSeq names its product ras-interacting protein RIP3. Bases 1 to 1818 code for a protein of 605 amino acids. Lineage: Eukaryota; Apicomplexa; Conoidasida; Eucoccidiorida; Eimeriidae. Gene Ontology annotation, biological process: deadenylation-dependent decapping of nuclear-transcribed mRNA; positive regulation of catalytic activity; deadenylation-independent decapping of nuclear-transcribed mRNA. Gene Ontology annotation, molecular function: enzyme activator activity; mRNA binding. The transcript has 5 exons. Gene Ontology annotation, cellular component: P-body. The record is from RefSeq and is a predicted model, not a curated record.